Molecule: messenger RNA, 3147 nt
Organism: Scylla paramamosain (green mud crab)
Lineage: Eukaryota; Metazoa; Arthropoda; Malacostraca; Decapoda; Portunidae
Exons: 18
Coding region: 399-3002 (867 amino acids)
Biological process (GO): regulation of secretion
Cellular component (GO): synapse; secretory granule
Source: RefSeq, a predicted model, not a curated record
UGAGGGCCAGGGAGACAGAUGGUCACGCCGCCUAUAUACACGAUCAAUACCUGUGUCGGCAAUAGCGAGCUAGCGGCGUAAGACACACAACCGAUCCCCGAGUGUCUGCUCCAAGCCGGCUCUUACUUCCCAACAGCUCCUGCUCUCCUGCAGCAUCCCACACGCCUCCCAGGACGCCCUUGCCUCCUCCAAAACACUCACUCGGGGCGCCUGUCGUGUCGGGAGAUCCGUGCUAUACCCUUCGGCAACCUAAGGUGUUUCGACGUCAUAUUGUGACGUAAAGCAUCCGGGGCCUGUGGGUUGUGUGGCCUCCAUCUUGCCAGUCCUUGUCAGCACCUGGUACAGAAGGCGCCUGGAGGAGAGUAGCGGUGCGGGAUGAUGGUAAGGUGACGGCCAUAAUGCAUAAGUAUGUUGCAGUCCUCCCCGCCCUCGCUGCUGUGGUCCUACUCAGUCCCCAGCUCACCUGCGCGGACAACAACAUAGGAUGUCUCUUCAGUGACACCCUUUGUAACCAGGACCGAGAAUGGUGUUUUGACGAUCAAGCAUUCGGUCACUGUCUUUCCGAUUAUGGCCACUACAGCAGUGAAGAUCUAUACAAGUAUGCGCUGGGAUCCGAGGAGCUGCGGGUGCUGGAGCAGGAGAUGCAGCGGCUCUUCCUGCUCGGUUACCGCUGGUCGCACACCUACACCCAGUGCGUCCUGCAGACACUCUUGCGCUCCUUCAGGGAUGGGGUUGAGUUUGACAUCAGCACCUGCAAUGGAGAUCUGGACCAGGACCUCGAGGGGGCACUGAAGGCCAUUGAAGGAGAGGAGCUGGUUGACCCACGUGACCUGGCCAUUGUUCGGUUCACUCCCUCCGUCACUGACCCUCACUCGGACUAUGCUGACGAGGUGUACUUCCCACCAAUCAGGGAGGAGAUGCUCUCCAGCCACCUGGACUCCUCUGGCGGCCUCCACCAGGAGUCCAACGGCAAGGAGCAUGAGGGGAUCAGUGACCAGGGCCUCUCGUCGCACCCCCAGGACAGCCCUCCUACCUCUCAGAACAGCCAGACCAACUCAAUCCACUCCAGUGUCUCCAAGCUGCUCCAGGUCCAGCCCUCAACCCUUGACGAUGGCCACGGCGCCCCACAGGAUGACAACAACCUGGCCCCCAACUACAUCCAUAGCUACCUGGACCACACCAACGAGGCCAACCUGCAGCGCCCCCAGCCGUACAGCAAGAGGGGCUACAUGGACACACGUGGCCAAGACCUGGACCUAAGCAACUACACUCCUCGCCUCAGCUCCAAGAACAUCUUCCUCACUUAUGACAGGGACCGCGACUCCUCCUCCUCUGGGAAUCGCUACCGAGAUGAUGACCGGCAGCCUUUUGACGAGCAGUUCAUGAGGGAUGAGGAGGAGGAGGAGAACCGGGACGAGGUGUUCGGGGAGGAACCCACCAGACCCAUGUACGCCGAGGGAGGCAUGCAGUUUGUACCGCAGGUGGAGAGCAAUCGAGGCGUGAUGGAGGACGACGACGAGGGGUCCUGGUCCAACAUGCCUGAGGUGUUCCCCGGCGGCUCCAUGGUCCAGCAGAACUAUGGAGGGUACCGCGGCAUGCCCGGUGACCUGCAGGGGUACCGGGGCCGCAUGCGCAACAUCCCGGACUACAACAGCAUGCGUAACCUGCCCAGUGACCCUCAGGAGUACAGCAGCAUCAGCAACUAUCCUGGCUACGGCAUGCGGGGCGCCCCUGACGACUACCGCUACCAGGACAUGGGUGGCCUGUCCGAUGACCUGCAGCCUUAUGGUGACCUGCAGGCACCACGUGGCAGCCUGCGCAUGGCGUCUGGCAGUCCCAUGGGGGGUAUGAGUGGCUACGGCAACAUGAGGAGCCCCUGGAACAUGGCUCUUCCCCCUCGUAAUGUGAUGGGAAUGCCAGAUAUCUGGGAGCAGCAGAGUCUGAGAGGCCCCAUGUCCCUCGACGGCAGUCCAUGGGGGUACAGGCGCUAUGGGGGAGUGCCAAGAGGGAGCUACGCCUACCAGCCUCCACGAAGGGAUGCCCCCAUGCAGCGGCUCCUGAUGGAGGGAUACCCCAACCAGGUGUCCCAGCAGGAAGCCGACCUCAUGCCCUACAAGUCAGUCUUUGGAUCCCAGCUGAACAGUCUGGAGGGCUACGACGAGGAGGACCAGGACUACGGUGACUACGGCAUGCUGGGAGACUACAGUGACUACGACCAGUAUGACGACAACCAGUUCGGCAGGCCACGCACCUUCCCCUACAUGCAGAAGUUUGUCAAGAAGGACGAGGAGACCAUCGGGAGUGACUACGGGGACCUGGCAGCCCUGGGACCAUGGAGCUUCCAGCGAGAGGAGCGGCAGGACGUGAAGAAACCCGGACCAUUCUUCAACAGCAAGAACAACUACGCCUUCAGGAACUACAACCAGAGAUUCCCCCAGGACACAUACCGCCAGCCGGAGAUAGCGCCCCUGAUGGUUCCUCGCAGAUACCAGUGGCAGAAGUUCUUCCCCACAUCCGGCCUGUGGUCUACUGGGGGGAUGUUCCGAGGUCUGCAGGCACCCCGGGCUUUCUACUCCAUGCAGCCAACCAUGCAGCAGGGACCUGGCAGCAAGGACGUACCAGACCUGCUGUUGGAGGAGGAGAAGCUGGUGGAGGAGGCUGCCGAGGAUGUAGAGGCGCAGUCCACCAUUCAGCCAGAGACCGCGGAAGAAGAACUGAAGGAAGUGAAGGAGGAAGAGGAAGUAAAGGAAGGAGGAGGAGGAGGAGAAGGAGAAGAAGGAGAAGAAGGAAGUGGAAAACCCGCUGAUAAUUCUGGAGAAGAGACACAGACGGACGAAGGAGGGAAGGAGGCCAAAGAGGAGAAGCAGGAAGAAGAAGGAGCGGUGAAGGAGGAGGGGAAGGAGGAGGAGGUGGAGGAGGAGGAGGAAAGGCCUUCACCUCCCUCCGCCCCCUGGCCCAGCGCGCCCCCCUCCCCCGGGAUAUUUCGUUUCCAUCACAACUAAAGAAAAGUUGUCGUAUGAAGAAGGAAAAUUGCUGGCGAAAGCUGUGAUGAAAACUGCAGGUCUAUCAGAGAAGGAUGUCCAGGCUCUCAGCGUGGAGGAUGAUCAGGUUGCCUUUAGAAUUCCUGAAAAUGAGUUGGGAUUGACU